GUAAAUUACUAGUCGUAGAUGGAAUAGGGCAGUGAGCCGUCUAUAUCAUCAAUUAUUGUUUGUUAAUAUGACAAAGACUAACGAUAAGAAGAAUACUGAAAAAGGGUUUCUGUCUACACCCACUGGAUGUGGCUUGUUGAUAUUCUUUAUAAGUGGCUUAAUGCAUGACUUUAUGAUUGCAGCAGUAGCACGAAGAAUUACUUUUGAAAUGACAGCAUUUUUCUUAAUACAUGGUAUUGCAGUUGGAUUAGAAGUAAAGCUUCGCAAAGGAAGUUAUAAAAGAGAUCCAACAGGUUGUAAACGGGUAGUUUGUAACUUGUUAACCUUACUAUUCUUUGUGAUAACCGGUAGACUAUUUUUAAGCCCCAUUCUUCGACAGGAAGCAUUCUUACGAAUAGCACAACAAUUUUAGAUUUCAGACCACUUUUAUAUUGUAAUAAAGAUGAUAUUUUACAUUCAACUUUUAUUCUAUUUUAAUUUCGUUCUAAAUCAGU
Cokeromyces recurvatus is the source of this 494-nucleotide messenger RNA. RefSeq lists its product as uncharacterized. Bases 68 to 412 code for a protein of 114 amino acids. The record is from RefSeq and is a predicted model, not a curated record. The transcript is spliced from 2 exons. Gene Ontology annotation, biological process: lipid metabolic process. Lineage: Eukaryota; Fungi; Mucoromycota; Mucoromycetes; Mucorales; Mucoraceae.